AUACCUCCGGUUCGCAACUCUCUUCCUGUAGAAUGUAAAUAAAGCGAGCAACGAGAGAAGUCGCUGUUUAUUCAGUGUAAAUCUCAUGUGGUUGAUGAAUUCGCAUCAAGUGGAGUUUAUUUCACUAGAUGAGAAUUGAAAAGUGCAGAUUUAAGAACAUUUGGGUUGAAAGACGGAAAACUCGAAGAAAAUGCGGCCCAGGGAGCUUCCGCCUCUUCCACAGCGAGGACAGCGGACGCUCCCCACGAUGACGAGUGAAGACACAGCUGGAGAAGUGGCAGCACCCAGACAAAAGAAGAAGAGGGUGAGAAAGGAGACGAAUGGAGUUGACGAUGUAGAUGAUCAAGGGAUGGAGAUGGGAGGCCUGGGCAGUAGGAGGACAUCUGAGGUUGGAGAGCAACUUUCCCUUGAACCCACAAAUGGAGCGCCUCCCCCGAGAAGGAGGAAGAAAAAGAAAACUGCCACUAUUGUUUCAGAUGUUGAAGACGACCAAGCCGAUCUGGUGAACGGAGAUGCAGCUGAUCAGACCACCGAUGGAGAAGAAGUGGUCAAAAAAACCAAAAGGAAAAAGAAGUCAAAAGUCGUUGAAUCGCAGCUUCCCGAUGAGUUGGAUGUAGAAGAGGAUGAUAUUAUCACUGACACUCCUCCCCCUAUCUCCCAGCAUUCUCUGUUCUCGGCCCCACAGGGUCAGAGCCAGCCAGUCGGGAAGGUGUUUGUCGAGAGGAACAAGCGUUUCCAGGCGUCGGAACGCUCCGACUGGAGGAAGACCAGCGACCAGAUGGAUAACAUGACGGACUUCCAGCACAUGCAGCCGCUCUGGACGACCAGAGACGUUUCUAUUAGAGUGCACAAAGGCUACAGGAGGUUCGGUUUGUACUGUCAUGGCUUCCUGGCAGGCUGCGCCGUGUGGAACAUUGUGGUGGUGUACACGUUGGCCGGGCAGCAACUCACCGCUCUGUCCAACCUGCUGGAGCAGUACCACAGCCUGGCUUACCCCUGCCAGUCUCUGCUCUACAUGCUGCUGGCCAUCAACACUGUGGCCGCCUUUGACAGAGUGAAUCUGGCCAAAGGCUCCAUGGCUCUGCGAGAGUUCAUCACACUGGACCCCGUCGCUCUCGCCUCAUUCUUGGAUUUCUCAGCGUUGGUCCUGUGUUUGAGCCAGCAGAUGACCAGUGAUCGAAUCAACCUGUACCCAUCCUUCAACACAACGCUAUGGCCACCAGGGUCCGAGCACCAGAUCCUCCACCCAUGGGUGACAAUCAACCUGGUGGUGGCGCUGUUUGUCGGCCUGGCCUGGAUUUGUAUAGCUUCCCAACCUGAGACAGACUACACUGAGGGUUAUCUCAUGGCCAUGGAGCUUGAGCCGCCCAAACCAGAGGACAAAUCAGAAAUGAUCGCCUGAGGAACAUGUGUGUCUGCUGCAACACUAAAGCCUUGCUGUCAUUUUGCACAUAUUUUUGUGUUUUAGCAUUAAACUCUAACUGUGUUUUAUUGUGUUUUUUAAAUGUCAAUAUAUAUUGUUUUUUAAGGACAGGGUUUUAACCAAAGAAUCCAACAAUGUGUUUUUAUUUUCUUUUGGGGGAAUUCGAUGUGACGAAAACUAUUCAAAUGUCUGUUUGUUUCAGCGCUGGCAUUAUAAAUUGAGAUGUAACAACAUAAAUAAUUGUCAGUGUAUGUGUAUGUGUGAAAGCUUUUUCUUUUGUAAUUUGAGAAUGUUAACAAUAGGAAAAUGGAAAGUAUAUAAAAGAUUAAAUCAAA
Messenger RNA from Paralichthys olivaceus (Japanese flounder), 1758 nucleotides. It is a transcript of the gene tmem237b, whose product is annotated as transmembrane protein 237b. Gene Ontology annotation, biological process: cilium assembly. Lineage: Eukaryota; Metazoa; Chordata; Actinopteri; Pleuronectiformes; Paralichthyidae. The record is from RefSeq and is a predicted model, not a curated record. Gene Ontology annotation, cellular component: ciliary transition zone.